This is a messenger RNA of Mugil cephalus (flathead mullet), 474 nucleotides long. RefSeq names its product histone H2B 1/2-like. The transcript has a single exon. Gene Ontology annotation, cellular component: nucleosome. NCBI's taxonomy places the organism in Eukaryota, Metazoa, Chordata, Actinopteri, Mugiliformes, Mugilidae. Gene Ontology annotation, molecular function: protein heterodimerization activity; structural constituent of chromatin; DNA binding. The coding region runs from base 56 to 427 and encodes 123 amino acids. The record is from RefSeq and is a predicted model, not a curated record.
AAUUUGGGGCGUGUUGUUUCUACAAACAUAUCGUAAGGAAGCGAAAGAAGAAAUCAUGCCUGAUCCAGUGAAAGCACCCAAGAAGGGCUCCAAGAAAGCCGUGUCUAAGAGCGUCUCCAAGACCGGCAAGAAGAAGAGAAAGACCAGGAAGGAGAGCUAUGCCAUCUACGUGUACAAGGUGCUGAAGCAGGUCCACCCCGACACCGGCAUCUCUUCUAAGGCCAUGAGCAUCAUGAACUCAUUCGUCAGCGACAUCUUCGAGCGGAUCGCCGGUGAGUCCUCUCGUCUGGCUCAUUACAACAAGCGCUCCACUAUCACCUCCAGGGAGAUCCAGACCGCCGUCCGCCUGCUGCUGCCCGGUGAGCUGGCUAAGCACGCCGUGUCUGAGGGCACCAAGGCUGUCACCAAGUACACCAGCUCCAAGUAGACUUAUGUCUACACAUGAACCCAAAAGGCUCUUUUAAGAGCCACUCA